GAGAGGAGGAUCCCCAGGAUAUCAGACCAUACUGUAGAAUCGACUGUACUAGGCCAGAAUAAACAAGUCUCAGUAUAUCCAUACUAACAUUUGUACGUAGCGUUCUAAUUAAGAAGCAAACACUGCUAAGUUUUGUACAUAAAAUAUCUAUAAGAAGUUCCUCUAACCGAUGAAGAAAAAUUCGAGUUGGCUCUACAAACCGAGCAAGAACUAGCACGCUAUGCUAGAACGUAUAUCAUUUUAGACAGAAACCGAGCCGAGUUCCUCCAUACUGGAGGAGCAUGUGGUAAACUUGCUAAACAUAAAAAAGUUUUGGAUAUUUUUAAAAGAGAACAAAGAAACAUCCUAACUGAUCUCGCGGUUGCUUCGGCAGAGGCAAAGAUAAAACAAGAUGAAAAAUUAUCAAAAAAGUUGAACAAAUUGUUAAUCGAGUAUGACGAGUUUGAUGCUGAUAUUAAAAUGGAAAAAGCUUACACGAGUGAAAUAGAAUAUCAAAUCCAAAUAAUGAAAAAGAAAGCGCUAGAGCAAGCUGCUGAACAAAUUUCAGAAAACAAAUAUCAAGAAAGAAUAAUCAAGGGUGAGAAAACCGUCCAAACCUUAGAAAAUAAGCUGGAAGUACAAGUGAAGAAGUUUUGUUCAAUUUGUGCUGAAAAUCGAAAUCUUCGCUACGAGCUUCAACAUCUGCUCAAUGAGAGAACAGAGUUUAAUAAAACAUGGGACAAUCUAAUAAAAAAUUUGUGCAUUGGAAAGAAAUUUAUGAUCGAUCUAAUUGAACAAGCAACCAUUGCUUACGAUCAAAGAGAGGAAUGGGUAUCAAAACUGCAGUUUCUAAGAACGAAAGCACAUAAUGAUUUACUGCUCCACGUUCAAGAAAUGAGAAAUUUUCAAAGAAAAAGAGAUAACGAUUUAAAACUUCAAGAAUUCUUUGCUACAAAAGGUCAAAGAAGGUUCAUGAAAGACCUUGAAGCAAUGAAUUUGAAAAAAAGGGAAAAGAACAAAAUGCUUAUACAGAACAAACUGGAAAGUUAUCUCGAAAUGUUAAUGAAAAUUAAAGAAUUUGCAAAUCAAAGCAAAAUCCCAGAUAUUGCUAAAGAUUUUCUACGUCAAGAGGAAGAGAACUUUGCAAAAUUUAAAUAUAUAAAUGAUCUUAAUAAGCAAUUAGAAGACACCAGCGACAAUCUAACAGAGUUACAUAAUGUAAUUGAUGGACAGCGUGUUCUACACGAGGGCAGGACAAUUCAACAGGAAGAUACUUUGAAAGCGUUGGAGGAAAAAGUAGAAGAAAAACGAAAAUCCGUUCAAAAUAAAGAGGAAGAGUUAAAAACACUUGACCAGAAAUUAAACGUUAUCCUGACUGGCAUAGGAACUUUAUUUAAACUCUUUAGAUGUAACAAUGAUCCUUUGAUAUUAAUGCUAGGUCACAAUCAAACAAUCCAUAAAUAUAAUGCCUUGUUGUAUCUCCAAAUUCUUGAAAGUAAUAUACAGGAAGCUCUUGUAUCUGUUCACCAAUUAGAACAAAAGAAAGGAACUAAAUCUGACACUCAAGUUGUGCGGCAAGAUAGACGGCCACAGGUAAUACAUCCGAUAGAAAAAAUAUGCGCAACAAGUCCAUGCCCGCUCUGCAUAGAACACGAUCUGGUCAGCGAUGUUAUCGACGAGUUACAGUUUGCUUAUAAUAAAGACGAAAUUCGUGAAAAAUUACGGAUACGUCUAAGCAUUGAAGGUCAAGAGAGUGGGUUGCAUAAUGUGUCAGCUUGUCAUUUGCCAAAAUCUAGACAAAUUAUACAAAAACGUUAUCAAUAAAACUAAAUAAUAAAAUUAUAA
Molecule: messenger RNA, 1824 nt
Organism: Sitophilus oryzae (rice weevil)
Lineage: Eukaryota; Metazoa; Arthropoda; Insecta; Coleoptera; Curculionidae
Product: coiled-coil domain-containing protein 63-like
Exons: 9
Coding region: 460-1803 (447 amino acids)
Source: RefSeq, a predicted model, not a curated record